Molecule: messenger RNA, 895 nt
Organism: Coregonus clupeaformis (lake whitefish)
Lineage: Eukaryota; Metazoa; Chordata; Actinopteri; Salmoniformes; Salmonidae
Product: ubiquitin carboxyl-terminal hydrolase 37
Exons: 3
Coding region: 16-294 (92 amino acids)
Biological process (GO): protein deubiquitination; G1/S transition of mitotic cell cycle
Cellular component (GO): cytosol; nucleus
Molecular function (GO): cysteine-type endopeptidase activity; cysteine-type deubiquitinase activity
Source: RefSeq, a predicted model, not a curated record
GGAAAUGACAAUCCUAUGAUCACAUGUGUUUUCUUACAGAAGCAGCAGCCAGUGAAGUCAGUGAAUGGCUACUACCAGCUGACUGGCGUAGUCUCUCAUUUGGGAGGCCUCGCAAGCUCCGGGCACUACGUUAGUGACAUCCUGAAUGCCAGUGGAAACUGGUUCUGUUGUAACGAUAGCCAGGUGUCAAUGUCCAAUGAAGCCACUGUGCUGAGGACCAGAGCCCGGAGUGCUUACCUGCUCUUCUAUAUGUUCAGGACAGGAGAGCAGCAGGCCCCAGCACACAGGGCCUAAUAGGGCCACCAGCACCAGCCUCAACAGGGGCAGAACCUGGCCCAGCCUCAACACCUAUAGCCCAGACUCAACACCCUCAGCCCAGCCUCAACACCCUCUGCCUAGCCUCAACACCCUCAGCCCAGCUUCAACACCCUCAGCCCAGCCUCAACAGGGGUAGUACCAGGCCCAGCUUCAACACCCCCAGCCCAGUCUCAACAGGGGUAGAACCAGGCCCAGCCUCAACACCCUAAGAUCUGCCUCGACAGGGGCAGCACUGGGCUCAGCCUCAACAGGGGCAGCACUGGCUCAGCCUCAACACCCCCAGCCCAGCCUCAACACCCCCAUGUUUGCCCCUCUUCAUGUCUUUCCCUGACGAUAUUCCCACUGCUGUGUCUGAAAAAAUAAAAUAAUAACUUAACGAAUCUGAUUUCCGAUCUCCCCCCACCAUAAAUUAUGACUGGUCUGUCAAUCAUGCGGCUCAAGGGAGACUUGCUCUUCAACACUAGCAUGAUCAUCCUUUUCAGUAGCUUACAUCAUAAAUAUCUGCCCUUGUUUCGACUACUUGUAUAAAGCGCAUUGAAAAACUAAUAAAGUAUACACACUAAAUGUAGUACACAUG